Parasteatoda tepidariorum (common house spider) is the source of this 2139-nucleotide messenger RNA. Its product is annotated as speckle-type POZ protein. Lineage: Eukaryota; Metazoa; Arthropoda; Arachnida; Araneae; Theridiidae. The record is from RefSeq and is a predicted model, not a curated record. Gene Ontology annotation, molecular function: protein binding.
AGUUAAAUUGAUGACAAUGCGCAAUGUAUCGAUUUGCAAGAAAUCGAAUUUACAUUUGGAUUUCGAUUUAAGUUUUGGGCGUUGAUUUUUCCAACAUAGACACAGUUACUGAUUGUUGCGCAGAAGAAAAACAACUAUGAGAGGAGUAAAAAAUAACGGUGAGAAGUAUUUUUUAGAAUUAUAAUCUAUUUGCGUCAACAUAAAAGAGUAAUAAUCAAAAUUGGAGCAAGCGUGAUGCGUUAUCUUUGAAAUAUCAGACCAACCAUUGAUUAAACUUAAAGUGUUCAGUUUUAUAUCGCCUUUUUGUUACAGUAGAAUUCUCUGAACAAAAUGUUUGAAGAAUUAACUUUUGUUUGGAAAAUACGAAAUUUUUCACUGUGUUUUCAUAAAAAUGGAGAAAAGCUGAUUAGUCCUGUUUUUACAACGGAGAAAUUUGGAGGUAGCCAGUGGAAUUUACAGUUAUAUCCCAAAGGAUAUAGAGAGGAGGACGAAGGAUACAUAUCCUUUUUCUUAGGAAAGGAGAAUAAUGAUUUAUACAGUGAAGUAAACACUGUAAGUUAUGACUUAGCCAUCGUUGGAAUGACUGACAGUAAUAAAGAUCUGGCUACUCGAACUAUAGAGAAUCACACUUUUGAGAAAGGAGAGAGAUUGGGCGUUCCUAAGUUUUUAAAAUUGUCUACAUUGAACAAUGAAUUAAAAAACGGAGUGGAGGACAUUCUAGUCGUCCGUUGUCGCAUAUUCUCUUCUGACACGCAAAAAAGACUUCCUGAUUGCGAAGCCUGUACGGAGAUUGGUGUCGAUCAAGCAUCGUUUCUUUGGGAAUUGAAAUUCCAAGAUAAUUCCAAGAAAGAAGCUAGUACCAAGAUCGAAUUUUCUACGAAAUCAAUUUACAUCCUCGAGCUGAGAGUGAUUGCUGAUAAGGUGAAAAUAAGCAUUCAUCAGAACGAGGAAGAUUCGGUCUCGUCCAAGUUUAUCAAGGGAAAAUUGUCUAUAAUAACUGUGAAGGGAAAAGUAACAAUGUCUGCCACUGAUAAUCACUUUUUUCAAGCCAAUGUUAAAAAUGAAGUAUGGGAGUUCCCAUUAUUUAUUCCAAGUAAAUUAAUUAACCCUGGGAAAUAUAUAAAAGACGAUCCGUUUAUUCUUUUAUGUGAAUUUUUUGCUUCAGAUAGAGUUGUAUCAGAAUCCAUUGCUAGCUCAAAGGAUAAUUAUUGUUCGAAUACAGAUAUUUGCCCAAAUUUACUCAGAGAGUUUAAAAAUAUGCUUCAUGACAAAAUUUACUCUGAUGUGAAAUUGAAAACCGACGAUGACGUUUUGAAUGCCCACAGAUCAGUUCUAGCAGCUCGUUCCGCUGUGUUUGCCGCAAUGUUCCACCAGGAUAUGAUAGAAUCUCAGACUAGUACUGUGGAAAUUUUUGAUGUGGAUUCAGACACACUGAAAUCGUUCUUGGAAUUUAUCUACACAGGGAAAGUUGAAGACAUCGAUUAUGCAAUGGCUAAAGAAUUAUUGUUAGUAGCCGAUAAGUAUCAAGUAUUGACACUGAAGGAAAAAUGUGUUUCUUUCUUGGAAUCUGUUAUAUCUUUCAAAACUGUCUUCGAAGUACUUUCUUUAGCUGAUUUAAUCAGUCAUAAGUAUUUAAAAAAAACUGCUAUGAACUUUGUUGCAACGAACUCAAAAAUUUUAUUCAUCUCGCCUGAGUGGUUGAAUUUGAUUCAGAAUAAUGUAAAAUUAGCUGGUGAAAUUGUCUCAAACAUUUCUGCUAAUUUUAGCAAGGCCCCGAAGAACAUUACCGGCAACAGGAAUUGAGAGGCGAUUGUAAGAAAAAGUCUUCAAGCUUUUCUAGGCAAUCAAAUAGGUUUUUGUGUUUCAAGCCACACCUUCUGCAGUAGAGAUUCGGUUGAUAUAGAUAAAGUUUUUUCCCCAUGUCUUAAAUAUUAGUUUGUGAUUCUUCAUGUUCAUAUUUUUCUGAUUUCAUUUUUGAUGAUUCUCCUAAAAAUAUAUUUUGUUAAGAGAAGUAAUUACGGAACACUUUGUUUCCCUUUAAAUAACGUUUUAUUUUUCCUCUCUUUUUUUAGUGCUUUACUUUGAUGAGUCUAUCUGUAAUUUGUAGAUAUCAUGCAAAAUAAAAAUUGAAUUUAUGUA